Messenger RNA from Mesocricetus auratus (golden hamster), 3036 nucleotides. RefSeq names its product calcyphosine 2 (gene Caps2). Bases 396 to 2195 code for a protein of 599 amino acids. NCBI's taxonomy places the organism in Eukaryota, Metazoa, Chordata, Mammalia, Rodentia, Cricetidae. The transcript is spliced from 19 exons. The record is from RefSeq and is a predicted model, not a curated record. Gene Ontology annotation, molecular function: calcium ion binding.
GCAACCUGAGGAGCAGCUCUAAACUGUUGUGUUUGCUGGGAACUGCCCCUUGGGCCUGCUUGUGGGAAGCUCCCAGAAGGGAGUUCUUAGUGGAAUCUCCCUGGUUUGUACCCCUUCCAGCCCUUCUAUCCUGGGUUUGACCUAACAUUGUGAGGUCAAGUCAACUUGGCUUGCUCUGUGUCCCUAGCCUGCCUUUGAGGCCUGCAUGAAGGGGCACCUUUGGAGCACUUCAGAAAGCAAAUAAACAACAACCUGAAAACAACCCCCAGUUUGAUAUAAGGAAGUGUGAAAGAACAUUACAUGUGUGGGGAGUGUCAGUCUCUGGGAUCUUCAGGGGCAUCCGAGUGACCAGCUACAGGAGUACAGCAUAUUGCAUGAGAAAUACAUUCAUUUGAAUGGAUUUAGAGGUCAAAGGAGUGGCUGCGUCUAGGAGCCAACCUCGCUUAUUUUCUCGACGAAAGAAUUCACUACAACAAGGAUGGACUUCAAGAUCAUGGGCAAUCCAGAAUCCCUGUCGAUUCAUGGUCCCACCACUUGAUUUGGGAAGCCUUGUUGACUCUGAUGAGGAGGAUGAUUUUGCACAAGUGCCACGUAGUACAAUGCACGCUCAUCUCAAGUCGCCACAGUUGCCUUCUGCUCUGGGUUGGGUUGUGCCAUGUCAAAGACAGUAUACUCAGCGUUAUCUAAACAAAGAGGAACAGGACAUAGUACCUGAGGAUCUGCCAGCACCAACGGGCAAAUACAAGCUAAAAUAUCAGCAAUAUGCAACCGAUAUGAAAGAGGGUUAUAAACAGUACAUUCAGAGAACUGCAGAAAAAGCAAAAGCAACUGGCACGCAAGACACUUCAAGAAGCAAGGUGAAUGAAAAGCAUGAUCAGGUGGAAGAAGCCAGUGUGGAUGACCUUGAGACUUUGGAUAGGAAAGCCCUGCUACAGCAAGGUUAUGCAGAUAGCCCUUACCAUGUAAGGAACAGCGCAAGGAAAUCAGAUGCGGAAACCAUGGCUGCAGAGAAGAAGAAGCAAACUGUUGAGGAGCAAAUGAUGCUAGACCACUUGUCCAGGGCUGUCAUCAGUGAUCCAGAACAAGGCUUAAACACUGAGGAACAAGAGAGUUUUCCUGUCCCUCCAGACCCAGAGGGGGUACCACUUCGAGUUAGGAGACGAACCCUGCAUGAAACAAAGAUAAGAACCACCUCCACAUUAACAGAGAAUGACCUUGCUCAGAAAGUAGAAUUUGAUGGGAGGGUCUUAUCAAGAAAUGGACGCGAUGCCUGCAGAGAACUGAUUGGGUUUUUCUUUACCCACGAUCAGUCCCUAACCGUGUAUGAAUAUCGGAAGUUUGGGAAAAACAGAACAAACGUGCUCCCUUUUAUUAAAAAAGACACUUACAGUCAUCAGCGUGGACGAAGAAAAGGAAAGCAGUACCGGCUUGGCGACUUCUAUACGGGUGCAACUUUGACAUUUUUGAGCUGCGAUCAUCCUAGCCUUCCAAAGAGUAUAAAAGAAAAUACAUUGUUUAGACUUCGAAUUACAAAUAUUGAUCAAAUAGCUUUGAGUUCUCUGAAAGCUGCCUCUGGGGAACAUGAGGAGGACACGGUCAGCCAGGAGGCACAGGAUCGGCAGGUGCUGCGGGCCAUUCAGGACACACUGAAAGAACAACUCCACAAGAGAGGUGUCCGUAUUUUGACUGGAUUGGGAAAAUACCUUCAGCAUUUGGACAAGGAAGGAAGUGGGCUGUUAGAGAAGGCAGAUUUCCAGAGAGCCCUGAAAGCCUUUCACUUAGAAGUGUCUGAACAGGAUUUUGAGUCUUCCUGGCUAAUUCUGCAAGGUAAUGGCCAUAGCAACAACAAGGUUGAUUAUGGAGAAUUCAAACGUGCCAUUUUUGGUGAAAUGAAUGAAUAUAGGAAAUCGUUUGUUCGCAAGGCCUUCAUGAAACUGGAUUUCAACAAAACUGGCAUUGUGUCUGUUAUAGACAUAAGAAAGUGCUACUGUGCAAAGAAGCAUCCACGUGUGAUUUCAGGGCAUUCAACGGAGGAAGAAAUCAAAUCAUCCUUUCUAGAGACAUUAAGAGAUGCCUGCAGCAAGACUGAUGAAGUUUCAUAUGGUGAAUUUGAAGAUUACUAUGAAGGCCUAAGUAUAGGGAUAGUAGACGAUGACGAUUUUGUUAACAUCUUACGUACUCCAUGGGGAAUUUAGUUUUAAAUAAUGCAUGAUCUCAUCAGCACCAAGUAGUUUAUAGAAAAGUUGAAUUUUAUAGAAAAUGUGAUUAACUUGUAAUGUAUUUUUCUAAGAUUCUUUAAUUUUUUUUUCCAAAAAAGUUGAGUCUGGGAAGACCUAUUUAGAAAUAGAUGCAGAUGUGUUUGUGAGCACACAUGCAUGCUUACCUGUCCAAAUGUUUGUAAAGACAGAUAUUUGUGUUAGUCCUUUCCAUUUUAUUUUAGAAAAGUAAUUUAGAAAUUAGCCUUAGUAGAGAAGUAAUAUCCCCAUUAAACUAUGCGAGGACUUGUAUAGAGUAAUCAAGUUUCCUAUCCUUUCUCAAAUGUCUUAUAACUUUUCCUAGAAUAUAGUUGUCACCAUUCUCAAUUUAAUGACUUGGAAUUCAGAUCAAGGCUGAAAAGUGCAACUUGCUUGAAGCACAAAAUUUUAACAUAUAUACAAAAGCAAUGUCAUAAUCUAUAUGAUUAUAUGUGCAUUAUAUUUUGAGUGACUGGUGUUUACCCCUCAGUGUUCUUUGAAAAAGACUUCUCAUAUGUAUUUGUCUUCAAAAUUACAUACUACUCUCUGUUCAGUGGGAAAAAUUCCACUGUAUUUUUCAUUUUAACUGUCAUAUUAUCUGUAUACACAUGUUAUAUAUAAACAAUAAAAUGUAGAAGAUAUUGGAAUGUAGAAAUAUCUCCUUAGGCCACUAAAUAAAGAAUUCAAGGAUAAUUCAACAAUUUUUUAGACAAAGUGUAAAUCAUAUUUUGUGUCUCAAAAUGAAGAUGUGGUAUUCUGAGUACCUCUGUUUGUUAUAAUAAACAGAGCAUUCUCUUCUAAA